This is a messenger RNA of Elephantulus edwardii (Cape elephant shrew), 435 nucleotides long. Its product is annotated as biogenesis of lysosome-related organelles complex 1 subunit 2-like. Gene Ontology annotation, cellular component: BORC complex; gamma-tubulin complex; BLOC-1 complex. Gene Ontology annotation, molecular function: gamma-tubulin binding. The record is from RefSeq and is a predicted model, not a curated record. The transcript is spliced from 2 exons. NCBI's taxonomy places the organism in Eukaryota, Metazoa, Chordata, Mammalia, Macroscelidea, Macroscelididae. Gene Ontology annotation, biological process: endosomal transport; lysosome localization.
AUGGCGGCGGCAGCUGAGGGCGUCCUGGCGAGCUGGAGUGAAGAACCGGUUCGAGAUGCUGCUGCUGUGGAGACUGCCGAGGAAGCAAAGGAGCCCGCAGAGGCGGACAUCAAUGAGCUGUGCCGGGACAUGUUUUCCAAGACGGCCACUUACCUGACUGGGGAAUGGACAGCCACCAGUGAAGAUUAUAAGCUCCUGGAAAAUAUGAAUAAGCUAACCAGUUUGAAGUAACUUGAAAUAAAAGAUAUUGCUAUAAACAUCAGUAGAAACUUAAAGGACUUAAACCAGAAGUAUGCUGGACUGCAGACUUAUUUGGAUCAGAUCAGUCUGAUUGAGGAGCAGGUAGCAGCCCUGCAGCAAGCAGCCUACAAGCUGGAUGCAUAUUCAAAAACACUGGAAGCCAAGUACAAGAAGCUAAAGAAGACAGAGACCUGA